Marmota flaviventris (yellow-bellied marmot) is the source of this 2430-nucleotide messenger RNA. NCBI's taxonomy places the organism in Eukaryota, Metazoa, Chordata, Mammalia, Rodentia, Sciuridae. The record is from RefSeq and is a predicted model, not a curated record.
AUGAAGGUUGCUGUGUUGGACCUUGGGUCUCUCUUUGCCAAAAUCUUCAAGACUUCGACAACGGCGUCCCCCGAGGUUCCCUCGCUGGUCGCCUCCUCCGGCCACUCGGGAGGUGCUGCUACCUCGGGAUCAGCGGGCUCUGGCGGGGGCACUUCGCUUAGCACGACCCGGACCCUGACCCUCUUACCCUCCCUAGCUCCGGACUCCUCCUCCGCCUCCCGUGGCCCCGCCACGUCGUUGCACCCGCUGCUCACCGCCUCCCACCCCAGGGUCUCUGCCACUAGUCGCACGGCAGAAGCAUUAAGGUCCCCCUUUUCAUUACCCGGUAGCCCAAGAACACCGAAAGUCCAGCCUCUGCCCCUGCCUCCCCCCUGCGGCGGCUACAGUGCCACCAGCUCCCCCGCCCACCUGGGGCCCCUGGCGCGGCCACCCCCUGGCCUUGGAGGAGUCUGGGCUGCUCUGCCCUCUGUCGCGGGGGACAGCAGUAUAGUCGCGAGCCCACGGAACCCUCGCCAGCCUGGCCCUGGAGAGCGAGAGCCCAGUUCUUGGAUCGCUUCUGAGCCUGGCCCCAAAACACUGGUCUUCACCUUGCCGGACAUCGGUGAGGAGUGGGCCUCAGACAGCGACUCGGAGGACAGCGGAGAAGGAAGAGGACUUUCAGAAGGUUCUAGAAAGCACAGUGUUGCUGUGAAAAGCAAAGAUCCUUUACCAACACAUUUUACAAGAAAUGUUCAGAAAGCCAUUGAUAAAUAUACCUGUGAAUCCCCAUCAUCGUUUUCAUCUAGUGGAAGCUGCACACCCACGAGAGCCCACGAUUCAUGGUCAAGGUCUUCAACACAGAGUUCUACCACUGGCUUGUCUACAGAGAGGAGCUCAGUUUAUUCCUGGAGAGAUGAUGAGUUUGACAAAGCCAAUGCACAGAAAGUGCAGCAGUUGUUUUGGGAGGUCGAUGAAAUGCUAUUUGAGGGGAAAGUAAGCCCUCAGACCCAGAAUCUAGUGGCUGAAUGUGGUGAAUGGGCAAGAAGAUCCCUCCAUCUGAGAAUAUUAGGAAGACAGCUUAUCCUGCCAACUGAUGAAGGGUUCCAACACUUCCAGGGCAAUGUGCCUAGUUCUGCUGGCCACAAACCCUUACCUGAUGCCCCAGAAUGCAGCAGCAACAUCCAACAGUUGUGCAUCUCUGGUUCUCAAAUAAUCCCAGCCACACUCUCAGCCUCUGCCCUGCCAGGCCCUGUAGGCACAGGGACGGCCCACCUCACAGCAUGUUCAUCCCUGGAAGAAGAGGUUUACGAUAUGGAUGGAAAGGUGGAAGAAUAUUUUGCUUUUGACAAAAAAGAGGAUGGCGAUGAACGUCUUGGACAGAAACCAGCUCACCGUGGCAGGAAUUGGCAUAAACAUGGACUUCCUCCUAUUUCCCCUCAUGACUGUAUCAAAGAUGCUGUGGCAGCAGAAGUGUUUGAUCAUGUCUGGAAAAAUGUGGUAGAAAUAUUAGAAGAACUGAUUAGGAAAAACUGGGAAACUACACUUAAAGAAGGGAAAAAACAGAAAGAAAAGUUGAAAGUCGCAGAAAAUAGACCUCCACAGGUACUCCUCUCCCGGCUGAGCACUGAUGUGGCUAGCGUCCCCCCAUCCAGGAGUUCUGAAGCUCGCAGCUUGCCCAUGGCUUCUCAUCUUAAUCUACCCCAGGUAGAUGCAUUUACAUCCUGUUUCCCUUUUAUUCAUCGCUUCUCCAACAAUUUCUACAGUGAUUUGAAUGGUGUGAUGACAAUUCAAGCAAAACCACUCCAGCAGAGACCUAUGUAUUUUGUGGAUAGAACACAGAAUGAACAAGAGGACAAAUCAUCUAGUGUGGGCGCCAGUGCUCCGUCCUCUACACGGCUCCGCCUGGCUAGAAUCUCAGAUACUCACAGAUUACAGACUUCUGCCAGGAAAAUACCAGCGCACCGGAGGCUGCCUUCUCUUACUUCAGAUUCACAGAGAAUAAAAACCCCCAAUGUGUACAGUGAUGAAAUUCUUAGGGGAACAAAACUGCAAACUGGCCUAGACCACGUGUCUUCCCCACCGGUUCAAACCUCCUGGAGCAGGUUGCCCCCAAUAGGCUCAGAGGCUGGGGAGCAGAUCACAGCUGUUUCUGGAUCCCGCUCCAUUUCCUACAGGGGAAGGUAUCCCCCAAACCACGUGUCAAGUGCAAUGCCUGAUGGCAUAGAAAGAUCCCCUCUCCGAGAAAAAACCAUUACCCUGGAACAACUUUCAAGGCCCAACACAACCCAUACAUUCCGGUCGGAUACACCUCGAAAAGGUUCACUUACAACGAUGGAAUUUGCUGGUCACACAUGGACAGGUCAAAGUAUUUUGAUAGGUUCACAAUAUUUGCCUAAAUCUUUUCAGAGGACAACUGUGACUUCAAGAAAGAGAUUCCAAGUGGCAUCUUGA